ACGAGAUUUGUUUAUGGCGUAGUCGCAAAAUAUCAACUGGCGUUUCACCUUUAAAAUGACAGCGAAAAGUUAACAUUCCAAUCAAGAAUGAAACGUUAAAUUUAUAAAAUGGAAAGGCGAUAUACAGCCAAGAGUGAAGUGAAGCGUUUGAUGUCAAAGUCAUCGCUGAGUUGAGUUUGGACUGUACAUGUUUUAUGAUGUCAAUUUUGUGUAAAACACGGCCACAGUUUCCUGUACAAAAACUACCGCCUGUUUUCAACAAGAGGCUUUUUAAAGCGCAAGCGGGCAUUGUACUAACGGACAAAAUUCUCUACAUUUUGCAACGUCCUCUAAGCCAAAGGCGAUCGACCGAGGAACUUCACACGAUAAAACCAGUUGUAUCGGCGUUGAAGGACAUACACAAAGGCCUCCAGUUCCUUAAGGAAGCUCUGUGCUUUGUUGUCACGUACGAAAAAUUCGACGCAGAUGUCGACAUCUUCAAGAAAAAUGGAGAGAAAUGCUUGUCUUGUUAUUACAUUUUGAACGGUUCAGUGGAAGCAAGGUAUGCGAUAAGCAACGGUGUUUUUAGUCAAGGCGAGAACUCGCCGAAAAACCCAAAUGACUGUGAUAUAAACUAUACUCACGUGGCAGGGGAAUAUCUGGGCUUAGUGUCCGGAGAUGGUCCAGAAUUUGAUUAUCCACCGCCUGAUAGCAUACGAACUAUAGAAGUUAGCGAGUUUAUACGGGUCGACCGCGAGCAGUUUCAUCGAGCAGUGAAAAAAGUUCAGAAUAAAUAUGUUCGAGAGAUUGAAAAUUUUAUUGAGGAGGUUCUUGCUUUAAAAGCUCUUCCCACGGACGAGAAGAAGAAAUUAGUUGCUAUGAUGGCCAGACAGGUAAGAACAUUAUUUUAUACCUUUGUUUGUUAUAUACAUGAUUUAAUGAGGAUUUUCCAAGCUUUUCUUUUUUCCUGUCGUGUUUAUUUUUCGCGGCGGCGAAAUGCAAGUUUGGUUGUUAUAACUGAUCUCAUUACAAAGUCAAAGCAGGGUGUUUGUUCUCUGUUGGAAACUAAAAUAAAAUAAUAUUUGAUAGGAAUUUUAUGUCUCCAAUGGUAACGAAUCGUUUAAGAAAGGAUGCUUGAAGUACAUAUGCAUGUAGGAGCAAAGUUUUACAUUUUUCAUAGAUAAGACUGAAUUUGAACUUUAGUUUGCAUUUUUAUGUUGCUUGUAUGUGAAUUUUCAAUCGGCCUUGGACAAAAAGGAACCGUAAGUCUUAAGAGAUAACUGGAGUAACUUGUUAACAUACUUUUUAAAACAUCAAUAAAAGCGAAAACUGUACAUUUUAUCGUAACGACAGGCUGCCCAUUAAGUCCCAUUUUACUGAUUGUAAUUAUCGUGACCUAAAUAGGUGAUCUUACGUUAGAACCAAUGACACGUUCAUCAUUUCGAAGCAAUUUAUUUUCUUAUGGUCAUUCUCUUGCUGAAAUAUAGACUUUCGUUAAAUUUGAUUGAACCACAUGCUUACUCUCCCGUGUUUGAUGGUUGGAAAGAUCAAAAGUCUUAAUUUUGAUCUCGGCCUUAUCACAAUAUUUGGCUUUGCUGGUGACAUUUGUGUUUGUUUUGUUAAUUUUAAAAGCUUGCCAAAGCGGUUUUGUUUACUGUUUCUCUAGUUUGUCGAUUCUAAGACAAGCAUCCCUUUUAUGGAGGAGUAGAGGUUGUUACGUUCUCUUCGCCUCAGCCAAUGGAAACCGGAAUGAACUCAAGCCAGAUGAAUGGCAACUUUUCCCUAUCACAUUUUACUUCGGCAAGCUUAUUUCCAGUUGAGCAAAUUUUCCUGAGUAAAACCUGACAUUAUGAGACUUGCGGCUAUGUCGUACUUUAUGAAACCCGAAAACAGAGGGACACUUAAUAUUACAGCCUUAGUUUCGAAAUGUGCUAAUUUUCGUUUUUAAUUUAUAUUACUCCAUUACUUGUUCUCGUUAGGAAUAUCCAGCGGGCAAAGUUAUUGUGAACCAGGGAGAUCGGCCAGAACAUCUAUUUUUUGUGGCAAAAGGUAAUGUCCAAAUGUCACUUUAUGAAAAAUCUGUUGAACGCAGGUUGCUUUAAUUUUUUUAAAAGAGAACAGUCUUCCAUGUGCUUUCUCACACAGCCGUUCUUUGCCUCGCCACGCAUCGCUGUUGCCAUUCUCGUCCACACUUUGUACAAACCACGUGACCAAAAGAAACGACAUGAUUCGAGGGGAAAGAAGGUAUUGUUGCGUGACGUAGGAGGAGCCCAUAACCCGGAAAGAGCAACUUCCAUGCGCUCGUGUCACGGCGUUUUCACGGACCAGUUUAUUUUUAGAACGGUUUUGGGGCGAAUUUUGAAUAUCUUUUAGAUUCCACAAACCAGUCUGUCAGCAAAACCUACAGACUCAAAAAUGAUAUUUUUUGCCUUUUAAUAACGUUUAGUUUUCCUUUUUGAUAUCUUAUACUUCGAGUGCACCCAUAUUUUAUUUUUGCGGGAAAAAGUGCCCUAAAAUGUGCCUAAAAAUAAACUGGUCCGUAAAAACGCCGUGACAUAGGCCUAGUAUGGGAGUUGCUCGCUCCGGGUUAUGGGCUCCUGACGUAGUACUGAGACUCUCUGCGCGUGACACCAUUUUACUUGUUGACUUAAGGCCAAUGUAGAUUGGCUCUGGCGCCUAGCCUUCUUAACGAUGCGUUUUCGGUGAAAACUCUCAGCGUACUUGUGUGGACGAAAGGACUAAACGCAUCGAAAUAUACAAUGCAUAAACAAAAACGCAUUGAUUUGAACACGUUCUUGAAAGUGGAUCAAAACGAAAACGCAAUCAUAUCGCAUAAGAGAAGACGGUCGAAAACGAAUCAAAAUGUAAACGAUGACCAAAGAUAUCGCAGGCACGUGUGUGCAGCAUGUGCAUAGAGCUCAGCUUACGUCACAACGUGAAAUUCUAUCGUUUUCGAACGUUUAAGUGUGGACAGUCGAUAACGCCUCAAAAUGGUAGUAUGGACGCGAAUCGAUCGAUGCGUUUUCGAUGACAACGAAAACGCAUGUUUUAAAAAAGGCGUUAGUAUGGACAGGUUAGGCCUUAUUCUACUUGUGUAAAUUGGUUAAUUCAGGUAGAUGUCAGUACUACAGAAGCGUCUUUAUUGAAGAGGUUAACAGAGAAGAAUUGGUAAAACUAGGACAAAUUGAAAAGGGUAAGUCACACAACGAGUUUUAAAUCCGAUAUAAAAUCGUUAGGUACAUUAAGGCUCUUAUAAUUAUAUCCCAUUUAGGUAGAGUUAAUCAUGUGUGUGCGACCCAUUAGAAAAGGCUGCAUGGAACGAGAAUGCAGAAGUUUCAUUCGAAAAAACAAAUAGAUACAACGCGGGAAACGUUACAGUCUGAUAAUUAAAAUAGAAAGUCAAAAGAAGUUGAAUGAUUUUUACUUUGUUAGUAAGAUACCACUUACAGUACUCUCUUGCCAAUAUCCGACAUUGUCACAACUUGGGGCUUGCAAAGGCACGUGGACGACCCAGAUUUCUUUCUUGACUUUCUUGCUGUAACGCUUUUUUCCCCUGGGGGAUAGGAAAAGUGGAGAAUAGACAGCCUGCACAAAGGUAACAAGCGAUCAGGCCUUUUUUUUCGAGGAAGCGCGAGGGCAAAGAAAAAUAGAAAUAAACCAAAGAAAAAUAGGAAAAAAGACCACCUGAUAGCAGGUUAAUUAGCAAAAAGGGCUCAGUUGGGGAUGCUUAAGUGAGUUGGAGAAAAGCAAACAAGAAAGAGUCCUAUUACCCUACGUAACCAGUUUUAAUUAAUUCAUUAUAUUGUAGGUCAAUUCUUUGGCGAGUCAACUGUUCUCGACUCCAGUCCAUGUUUUUGCAGCGUUGCAAGCAUCGGUCCAGUCACUUGCUUUCUAGUUAACAAGUAAGUAAGGUUUUUGUUUUCGUGUUACUUAUGUUCAAAACGAUAAUUGUUUUUCGCAAAAUUUAUUCAAAAAAGAGUUUAGGUUUAGAUCAGAAUCGCUUUGGUUAUUUUCAACCAACAUCUUUACCGUGGCGUUAGGUGUAAAACUGCAAUAGUUAGAAAGUAAGACCAUAAAAGUUCUUAUGUUCAAGUGACAGACAUAUAUCCUGCAUUAACUGCUACGGACUGCAAAGUACAGGACUCCUGGGAAAGUACGAUAUAGUUGGACAUAAAUGUAAAUAUUUUAAGCCCGGUGAAUUAAAAUAAGAACUUGCUCCAGUGCUGUAAAAGACUGGUUUGUGUAUUCGUUUACGAGUAGCAUGCAACUCCAGAGAUAGCCAGAAAGUGAUUUUCGUCAGAGAAUUGCUAAUUUUAAGACUUGAGAUCAUUUUUCAUCAGCACUAGUAUAAGCGUAAAUUAACAACUUAAUGAUCAACAACUUAACGUAGUUAUACGCCAGGAAUUAAAUUUAAAAAAAUGUCUCUUUUUGUCUACUUUUUAGUUGGGCGUUAAAAGCAAACGAAAACAUUAUUCGCAUUCUUCGUGAAAACCGUCGCUAUUUCUUCAACGAUGCCGACAUCAAGCAGUACAUCCGGGACAGUGAUAUCUGGCAGAGCUUUAAGAGGUGCACUAUAACCGAGCUCCUGGAAAUGGCGGGAAAAUGUAACACGGCAAUCGAUAGGAACGAGAUAACACCCAUACUCUCAAGGGCUGUGGAAUACGGAGACGCCAAAAGGUAACCAAAAUUUUUAUUUUUGUUAGCGAGUGCUAAAUGAAUGCAAAAUUAUUGGAAAAUGUGGUCCACCAGGAGGAGGUGAUAUCCUACACUCAUCACCAUUGCUAGACCUCUUUAUGGGGUCAUCAUUAUCAGCAUCAUCAUAGCUCUUAAUGUCAUUAUCUUAUCGUUAUUAUCAUCAUCAUCAUCAUCAUCAUCAUCAUUAUCAUCAUCAUCAUCAUCACCUUCACCACCACAUUUUCAAACAGGGCCUUUCAAGAGCCAGCACUGCCAAGUUUGGGAAUUCACCCUAUCCCUCACCCUGAUUCUGAGGACUGUUCAAAAACGUGUUUAACAAGUAAAUAAUAAACCUCUAAGGUAUUGUUUUAAUUAAAUCCUUGCAGGAUUUCGUUAAAAAUACCAAACCACGAUGAUGAGAUUCCUGGCGCACCGAAGAAAACCGAGCAACUCUUCGUAACACCUAGGUCCUCAAGACGAAGAUCAUCCGCCAUUUUGAAUUGUAGCGCUGCUGCGGUCGUAAAAGCCGUCCUGUUACUAAGAAGAUCAUCGGAGGAUAACAGUGACAACACAAUGUCCCCUUCAUUCCCCUCGAACAGAUCCAGCCCAUUUCAGGAUCUGACCAAAUUCAGGACGGCUGAAAUGUUUAAACCCAAGAGUGCGCCCACGAGAAAGUCCCGUAAAUUCCAAGAAAAAUCAAAGUCGCCUACACUAUCUCGCCGACCAAAGAGCUUUAAAGUAAACAAGGAUGUGUUACGACGUCCGAAAACUACAGAAUUAGCUUCUGCAAACACAGAUCAGUUACCACGCUCAAAAGUAAGAACUACAGUGAAAAAAGCGCGAUCUCAUAGUGGAAAAGAGAGGAAAGAGGAGGAAAGAGGAAAGAACAAAAAGCAGAACAGUCAAACUUUUAAAUGGAAGAAAUCCGGGAAUUUCAAUGCAUUAAUUGGUACAAAUGUAAAUUCAGAAAAUACUAAAACGUCCCUGAAAGAAGCUACCAUAAAUGUGAUAAGUAGGACAGAUAACCCAGGGUUUCUUCCGUCGGGUGCAAUUGCAGUCGAGAAAUCUGUCGCUCAGAAACCUAAUGUAGUUAUCAAAGAAAUCAUCAACACGGGAAUUCCCGGUCGACGUUUUUCGCCCAAAAGCUAUCGUCGAUUUGAUAGGAGCAUCUUUGACGUCCUGGAUCCCAGCUCAUCGGAUGAAGAAAAUUCUGGCGCCAAGAGCCCGGGUUUGAAUCUAUGGAAUGUUUCGUUUGCCGCCAGCAAGUGGAUGGGCAGUGUUCGACAAAGGAGGAAGAGUGAACGCGCUCAGGAGUUAAGCGACGACACAGGUCAACCACCAAUUAUCGUGAUUGAAGAUUGGUCACCUGAUACUGGGUCAACAACUGGAAGAAAUGACGAUACUGACGGAUCACAACUGGCCGCAGGCCGGAAGACGCCGUCGAAGAGGACGAGUCGAACGCCGACUCCUAUACUGAAUGACGUCACGGAAGAAAGCGAAGAAGAGAUCAGGAAGUAUGAAGAUGAACUUGCGCCUUCUGAAAGGUACAGUUAAUGUCAUUGGUAAAUAAAGUUAAUUAUAUCAUUGGUAUGACACUUUAGGAAAACAAUGAAAGUUUAUUUGUACUUCACAACUAGCUUAAGGAUUUAAUGGGGCCUAACAGCAGUAUCAGGUACCCUUUCUCCCCCUUAUUGCGUCCACCGGCUGAUUUACUAAUACUGAUAUAUUUGUGUGUCACCUUUCUCUAUUAGUUCAGUAGUUAGCUCUUUAUCUGGAUGCUUCUGCUUGGCAUCAUUGCAAAAAAGAACCCACACAUCGAUCCGAUGCAGUAUGGGUUAAAAUUUAAGCAAUAGAAGACGUUUUCCGUGUUUGCGUAGCCUGAUGUAAACACGAGAGGGGUUGGGAGAAUUCGAGACACUGGAGAUAGUUAUGCAAACCCGAGACGAAGUCGAGGGUUUUCAUAAUUGUCGAGAAUUCUCCCAACCCCUCGAGUGUUUAUAUCAGGCUAUGCAAAUACAGGAAAAAAGUGUUCUGUUUCUUUCAUAAAUUAAAUUUCCAAGAGAAAACGCAAAGUUCGUUGUUAUGGCCCUGAUUAAAAUAGCAAUUCUUAUCAUGAAGUCUUAAACGCGUAAUUAGUUCUUGUUUUGCAAAAACGAUGCUUUCUAAAAUAUGGAUUUUUCUCGCUUAAAAUGUCAGCUUAAGCGAAACAAAUUGACACAGCAUGUUUGUAAUGAUUUUCCACGUUUCAGCCGACGAGGAAAUGGGUAAAUAAAGUGAACUUGUCGAGUUUUCAACUCAAAAAAAUUUUCACAUUCGUGCUUGCCUGAUUAGCGCCCGAAAAGCAAAACAUCUUGACGUCACAACCAUGUUGACAGACAUGCAAACACCCCUCUCGGUCAAUCAGAGCGCGCGUACUAUCUUAGUUGUAUAAAAAAGAUAUCAAACUUACCCUUGUCAUUGUACUUAUACUUCAAGCUUCUAAAGGAAUGAGUAAGACUUGCAUUGCUGGUCGUUGCUCGUAAAAUGUUUUGCAUCUGCUAUAGGAUAGGAUAAGGAAACCGAAAGCAAACGUGGAAUUGCACACAUUUAAGGUAUAUUAUCCCACUGAUCAGCAGUUACUAGAUUUAGAUACCUAGUAAUGCACAAAAAAAUAUGUGUAGUCUGACCCUUUCAAAUUGCCAGCCCAUUGGCUACUGAAAGGGACACAGUCAGCUAUGGGACGCGCUGACCUGGACACUACUUUUGCCGGUUUGAAAAGAGUUUACUUCAACCCGAAAUCAAAUGUACGCGUCGGCUACAUCUAGAAAUCCGCUUCAAUCUUGCCUAGUGUUUCAUUCGAUCCUCGAUCUUUUAAGGAAAACCUCCUUUUGAGCAAAUUUAACCCAUCCUAUGACAUUAUUUUAUCAUAUUUGGUUAAAAACAGUAUCUAAAGGAACAUGAACAGAAGAGAUGAGAAACGCGUAGGCGCCGGGCGGAAGAAAUCGCUUUCGUUUACUAAAAAAACAAAAGAAAUGAAUCAAUAACAUUGGCGAGCAAAUAAUCGUUAUAUGUAUUUGGGAAAUCGAUGGAAAGGGUUACAUACGUUUGGAAAAAUCAAGAUUUCACGAUCUUGAAAUGGUAUCUAAUGCGCAUGUGCAAUCAGCUGACUGUGUCCCUUUAAUUUACACCUCAAGCCUAUACUGAAGCAUAUGUUUUCAUCAAGGCCUUCCUCACUAGCGCACAAGCUUCUUAUGCUUUUGUUUAUGCUUGCGUCGUUGGUGAGGGCCGACCAGGUUUUUUCUACCCUUCUUGUCCCGGUUGGGAAACAGGUCACAAUCAUACCCCGCCACUGAAUCUUUUCCGUGCUUUUCCAUGUGCUCCUCCUUAUGCUCGAUCGAUCUUUUGGUGGUCCCCCUUAUUAUUUCUUAGCUGGAGUCCAUCUCACGGUAACUAUCCUUUCAUUGAGCAUCCUCCGGACAUGCAUGUCCAACAUUUUUGGAAUUGCAAUAUUUCAUUGAGAAUCAGUAUAGCAACGAGGAAGAUACCGUUUCGAUCUUGUGAUUGUUGAACAGACGUUUUCAAAAUUGAAAUUCACUUAUCUUGGGAUAAAAAAUGCUGUUGGCCCCUAUAAUUUAAUACGAACGGGUGAAAACUAUGAUCCGGCUCUUGGAACCUGCUUAUACGUAUCAAUUAGAGACCUGCAUGGCAACCUCUAGAAAUAUAUCCCAUUAAAUAAGACUUUAAUCUGUGAUAUCAUUAUAGGCCCAACAAUUACAGUAUUCACAUUUGUUUCCAUUCAGUAAGGGACAUUCUAAAGCUUACAGAAGCACCAUUGUUUUAUAGAAUCAAAGGAACACCUACUUUGGAGCAAUUGUUAUUGUUAGUCUUCGUCUAUUGACUACUUUUACUUUCAACACGCAUUUGUUUCCACCUAUUUUAACCCAAUCACACCUCAACCGCAAGUAGCCUGUAAAUCCACGUCCCUUGUACCACUCGUGACGUUAUCACCUUCAAAGAUUAUUGACAUUGCCUGUAAGGGAGGAGGGGGUAGAGGGAGGAGGCGCGUUGGCAAACAGGAUCUUUUGAGCCAUACCGCAUAAGCGUGUUUCUGUUAAACAUGCCAGAUAUCCUACUCCUAGCAAGCCUUUCCCGGGAGUUAAACACCUAUUUUUGUUGGUCACUUUAACCCGCACCAUCUGCAGUCUCAGACAAAAAUAGUUGGGACACCAAUAUUGGGAGGGCAAGAAGACGGAAAACUGUCCCAACAGUUUCGACCGAGACUGUGAGUUAAGUCAGUUUUUUCGUCCUCUUCCUCUUCCUAUUGUUUUUCCCAAUCACUGAAUCUUAAAUCUCGCCUUGAAUCGGUACGAGUACGUUCAAAAUUUUGAGUUUCCUCCGACUGGCACUUGUAAUUUUUUCGUUAUUUUGAAAUGUAUUAAAAGAAAAUUAAAGUAACCAAAAGCAUUUUCCAUUAAAAUUAAGAAUCUGUGCAAAUAGGUCACGCCAACGCCUUCAAAGUUUCGUUACGCUUUUCCUUGCUAAUGGAGAGCUUUAGAUUCUGGGACGAGGACGACUACGAGAUUUUCUCAAACUAACAAGAGAGAAUGAGCUAGAUCAUUCUCUCUUGAUACUAAGUAGUGCUCGUGCGUGAACUCGGGUAGCGUCAUUUUGGCGGCAAAAUGUGAUAGCUGACGUCUUUCUACUAAGAGUUUUAUAGUGAGAAUGUCGUAGUGGCAGUUAUCAAAUCUUGGAAGUUUUAUCGUUUUCUGUUCGGGACAGGGCUUAAUCUUUCAAUAAAGAUAACAGUGCUAACGUUUAUGGUAAAAAGGGUACAGUGAAGCACUCCGGGGUGUCUAUUUUUUUUUUCAAUAGGCGAAAAAAACUUUAAAUCAAAUCUCGUACUCGUAGUCGUUCUCGUCCUUGAAUCAUGCUAAAGGUCUCUAAUGUUGUAUUGAUUGUUACUUUCUAUUUGACAUGCGCAGAUGGUACACCUCAAUUCACGAGGUUCAUGACGCGUGCAAACAGCAGCUGAUAGAUUUCAAGAAAGAUGUUGAAAACUUGGAGAAACAACGAGAACGCUUAAAGCGCCAGAAGAAAAAGACUGUAAGUGGGAAUGAAGAUGUACCAGGCGUGGAAGAGACAAAGGAGGAGGAAAUAAAAACAAGUAAGACAGAGGGGAACAGCUUUUCUGAAAAGGUAGGAAUUAGAAGAAAAUUAAUAGUGGCGAUUUAGGACUUGCUGACGGUAAAAUUGAUGUCAAUCUUCCGAUAAACCUUUAGAAGUAAUUCAAUAGAAGUUUUUGCUUUAAAGCUCAUAAAGUUGUCACAUCUCAGAUAAGCAUUGACCCAAGGCGAGACGUUAGAAAGAGCAGUGUUACUGUUUCUUGGUCAAACGAGCUAUACGUUAAAUAUUUUCAAAAAACCCGGCGUGUGAAAACUUUGCCUUCCAUUUACUGUUCUUUCGUUUUUCGAGAAGUUUUUCUAUCUAGCUAGGCUGGAAACCUUUAAUUAUAUGAGUCUAGGUCAGGAAGAACUCUACAAAAUUAGCAGGCCGAUCCUCUAAACAUUGAAUAAUUAAGGUAGGUUGAAAGGCCGGCGUAGUUCAUUGUGCUACAAUUCCCAGAACUAAUUAACGAAAGUUUGCAUACUAGAUAUAUAGUAUCCUCGCGUGGUUAUAAACGAUCUUGAUGGAUAAUUCAAUUAACAUAUACCCUCAUGGAUUAUAUUGUCACCGUUUCCUACAGGAAUGACCAAAAGGUGAUAUAUUUUAAUCCCGUUUUUUUGUCACUUUUUAUUUGAAAAUUCAGGUCGAACGCCCAGCAACAGGAAUAAACGUUCGAACGCGCAAGGUAUCCUUGAAUGCAGGUAGACGGAAUCGAUCCAAGACGUUUUCCGAGGUUAGUAAAGUAAAAAAAAAAAAACAAAAAUGAAUAUCCAUGUUAAGACAAUUGUAAAAUUCUGACACUGUCAGCCAAAGUUCUUGUUUUUGUGCAUGGUCUUAUCUUAAGAUUUUACCAUCUUUCAUGAUUUAUCCCUUUAGUUUACAAUGCUAUAUUUGGGAAUUAUUGCAUUAAAAAAUAAUGGUACCAUCUUUUCGUUUGCUGGACUUCAAGUACAUGAGCUGAGAGUCGUCAAUAGAUUUUUAGGGAUCCUGGAUUUCAAUGAGUUACUAGAUUUGUACGGGUUGGGAUCCCCUCUUCCCUCAUUGUAAUUCUCCACUCCAGAAACUUUUUUUUUAGGGCGAUUGGGUAUAUGCUUUCGGAGCAACGAGUUCUUUCCUCGUUUUGGCCGGACAAGCGUUACUCAUAAUUGGUUAAUUGUUGCCUAGAAUACCAUCCACCAAUCAUAAGCAACGUUUGUUAACCCAGAUGAUCCCAGAACUCGUUGCGCCGAAAGCUUGUACCCAUUCCCUUUUAGUUUCUGGAGUGGGGAAUAAGGUUGCGUAUGCCCUGGAUCCCUACACAGACUGGCUUCCUAUUGUGAUUGAUAACUGGGGAUUCAGUGAAAUCUCGCGAGUAAGAAGCUGCAUUUUCUCAAGUUAGCCUAGAGAGGUUCUUACAUAAAUUGUAAUUAGCACAAAUUAAGGAUGUCUCUAAAGAGGAUGCUGAAUGUUGACUUAUCUCAUUUUCCCAGGUGUACAGCAUUCAGUAAAAAUAGAUUUUAGAAAAAAAGAACCUGUUUCAAAUUUUAAGCUGAACAGGUUCUUGUAUUCUUGGUUUGCAACCACGUGACAAGGCGUCCACGUUGGGGUCAAUACAAUAGAAUUUACAUGAAAAUAGAGUUUAGUUCCCAGAGGAAAGAGAUGCUUCCACCAACAAGGCCGUCGUGACGUCACGUGCAAACUGGCAAUAGUUCCCAACCAGAGGUUCUUAAAAAAACAGGCUCUUACCCACGGAAUUUUACUGUAUGGUUAUUUUCCGUGGGGAGUGUGAUGACAGGUGGGACUUUGAACAGUCUUUGAAAACGAAGCGCUUAAAAAUCAACUUCUGGUUAUAACGUAAAUAUAUGUAAUUUUUCGCUCACUUGUUCAACAAAUAUGCAAAUUUCUUGAAACAAAAGGAAUAUUUUGGCGGCAGAUACGGUAGAACAUCGAUUCAACGAACCUCCAUAUAACGGAACAGAAACUCGAUGUAACGAAAUCGUCAUUAUAUAUAACGAACACAAUCCAGAAACGCAAACGUCAAAUAUAGCUCGAUAUAACGAAUAAAUUUCAACAUGUGACCAAAAGAUAGCUAAAGAUGUAUGCAAACAGACCAACGAGGAUGAAAUUUAUGUGUAAAGUAGUUUUAAGCAGUUUUGUUUGCGUAUUCUUGUGUUUCUUGGGUCGUAGCUGCGUACAGCUCAGAACUGACACAAUAGCUUCGGAUGCAAAUGUUUAUUACAGAAAAUUUCCGGAUUCGGAAAUGCUAGGCGUUGGAAAUUAAUCAUUAACUUUACCUCGAUAUAACAAACAUUAUGAUUGUUUUCUCAAAAAUUCGUUAAAUCGAGGUUUUCGAUAUAACGAACCCUCGUUAAAUGAUUUUUGGUAAACCAACACGGCUGGUUUGGAACACCUGUACACCGAUAUGGCCGCCAUGACUCAUUGAAAACGAUCCAUAUUCAGUCUUGUGCCGAGUAAUUUUUAAGCGAAAUAUUAUACCCGUACCUCUGUUCUAACAACGGCAACAAAUAACAAUUAUUCACCAAAGUGGAGGUGGCCGCGUUUACCACUAGCCACUGACACUGAGGUGAAUAAUUGUUUUAGUAUAUACUAUCCACUGUUUUAGUAUAUACUAAACUAGGAUAGUCACCGUAGACUAGUAUAUGAUGAACUUUAAUCAGUUUCAACCUAUUUUGUUUAAGGUUCCACUUGAACAAAAAAGAGAUGACCAGCGACUUCGUAGGACCCAGUCUCUUGGCAGGUUUCGCCUCCUUAGCUUCUCAGCAUCGGAUGAAGUUUUAAGGUCACAGUCGAGUAUUGGGGAACAGUGGUCGGGGGUGUUUGAAAAUGAGGAGGAUAUUGACGAGCCGCACCAACAAACUCAGCACAUUCGCGUAAAGUCCAGCAGAAUUGAAAGACGAAAUCAGCUUCUUAGAAAGAAAAUGGAAGAACUAGAGAAAAACAUCAAACAUACAAAACAUUGUUCAUAGCCGCACAGAACUGUAGGACUUUUAUUGUGAAAGCGAGUGCAAAACAUUUGCUGAAAGUCUUAAAAAUCAAUCUGAUUUCGAAUAUGGACUGUUAAGGGAAAAUAAAAGUAUUUGACCCGUCAUAAUUCAAAUCAGGCAAAACUGUUCGCUUGUCAGGAGCCAGGAAAAAAAUCACAUGUGAAAAAUAUCACGGGGACACCGCGGAAGAAAACUCCUCCACGAAAUAUGACAGAAAUACAAAUCUGGGCCAAGAAUUUUUUUUUGCAAAGUCAUGUGAAAUCUUAUUUGCAUCUUUCCAAAAGAAAGAAAGUCUCCGAUUCCAUCUAGAUCUAAUCUUUCCUCUUUCUGGUGAUCAGGGUAGAUCCAUUGAUCUCGCACAACCACGUUUUAUUCUGUAGGACUGUCAUCAGAUGGACAUAUGAUACAACGUUUCACAAGACGCUUUCUCGUGAGUGGGGUGAGGAGAGAGAGGUUUUACACUAAAAAACAGUAGCCCAUAAUGGGUUUCUGCAUACAGUCCCUUUAUGUUCAUUUGCGUACAUUUAAACUGCUUUUUUUUUCUCAAAGUGUUACCCCGAUCCUUUGCAAGUAAGCGCAAUAUUAGGACAAUUGCACGAUGACGCCAUUUUACUACAAUUACCAGAAUGCUUCAGUUUGUUGUUUUCUUGUGCAAAUUAAGGCUGUUGUUUUUUAAACCUCUGCAGG
Molecule: messenger RNA, 13466 nt
Organism: Porites lobata
Lineage: Eukaryota; Metazoa; Cnidaria; Anthozoa; Scleractinia; Poritidae
Source: the annotation of a GenBank genome assembly